Molecule: messenger RNA, 2660 nt
Organism: Manis javanica (Malayan pangolin)
Lineage: Eukaryota; Metazoa; Chordata; Mammalia; Pholidota; Manidae
Source: RefSeq, a predicted model, not a curated record
GGCCCUGGACCAGGCAGGCCUGGGGUUCAGAGGAGCGAAAGUUAAGGGACAGAGGGCUCAGAACACAGAGGAGAGAGACCUUUCAGGGACUGAGUCCUGAAGGCAGGGAGGGUGUGCCUGGCAGAAGUGGAGAAGGCGCCCAGGUUACCGGAGUUCACACUGUGCCCCAGGGAACCCCCUCUCCAGGUCUUUCCUCCCCCACAGGCUACCCCAAACCUCCCAGGAUUUAAAGGUUGAUGUGCUGCCGUCACAGAAGGCCCACAAUUGGCCCCUUCCAGCGUCUGUCCCGCCAAGAGGGCUCCUGGGCGUGCACGGUGGGUGGGGAGAGCCAGUGGUCAAAGAUAAACCCAGUGCGCUGGGCCGUACUCUCCCUGCCUCUGCCGAUAGCACAGGGACACGCCCAUACUGGGAGCAGGGGUGCCAGCGGGUCCCAGCUCUGGACAGGAAGGACCAGCCCCUGCAAUGGAAGCAGGCCAGCAGGACUAUGAUCUUCUGGUGAUUGGCGGGGGAUCCGGUGGCCUGGCCUGUGCCAAGGAAGCUGCUCAGCUGGGAAAGAAGGUGGCCGUCGUAGACUACGUGGAGCCUUCCCCCCGAGGGACCACGUGGGGCCUCGGCGGCACCUGUGUGAACGUCGGCUGCAUCCCCAAGAAGCUGAUGCACCAGGCAGCACUGCUGGGGACCAUGAUCCGAGACGCCCCCCACUAUGGCUGGGAGUUGGCCCAGCCGACUCCACACAGCUGGAGGAAGAUGGCAGAGGCCGUUCAAAACCACGUGAAGUCCCUGAACUGGGGGCACCGGGUGCAGCUGCAGGACAGAAAAGUCAAGUACUUUAACAUCAAGGCCAGCUUUGUCAACAAGCACACAGUUCGUGGUGUCACAAAGGAUGGGAAGGAGACUCUGCUUUCGGCUGAGCACAUCGUCAUUGCUACUGGAGGGCGGCCGAGGUACCCCAUGCACGUUGAAGGUGCUUUGGAAUAUGGAAUCACAAGUGACGACAUCUUCUGGCUGAAGGAAUCCCCUGGAAAAACGUUGGUGGUCGGGGCCAGCUACGUGGCCCUGGAGUGUGCCGGCUUCCUCACGGGGCUCGGACUGGACACCACCAUCAUGAUGCGCAGCAUCCCCCUCCGGGGCUUUGACCAGCAGAUGUCAUCUUUGGUCACAGAGCACAUGGCAGCUCAUGGCACCCGGUUCCUGAGGGGCUGCAUCCCCUUGAGAGUGGGGAGGCUCCCGGAUGGCCAGCUGCAGGUCACCUGGGAGGACCUCACUGCCAGCAAGGAGAACACAGGCACCUUCGACACUGUGCUGUGGGCCGUAGGCCGGGCUCCAGAGACCGGAAGUCUGGCUCUGGAGAAGGCGGGAGUGAGUACUGACCCCCACAGCCAGAAGGUCCUGGUGGACGCCCAGGAAGCCACCUCCGUCCCUCACAUCUUCGCCAUCGGAGACGUAGCAGAGGGGCGGCCCGAGCUGACACCCACGGCUGUAAUGGCGGGAAAGCUCUUAGCCCAGCGGCUCUGCCACCAGUCCUCAGACCUGAUGGAUUAUGACAAUGUCCCCACGACGGUCUUCACCCCACUGGAGUACGGCUGCGUGGGGCUGUCAGAGGAGGCGGCUGUGGCUCGCCAUGGGCAGGAGCAUGUGGAGGCUGGCCAUGACCCCCGGGGGCCACAGAGCAUCCCCAGAUGGCCCUGCAGCGUGCUGCGAGGCCUUGGAACCUGCCAGGCUGUAUAUGCUGGAAGCCUUCAGUGUGGCUUCAUCUCAGUGCCACCCAGCUUGCAGGCAGACCCAGAGAAACCAGACCCCAUGUGGCUACCACUGCAGGGCUUGGUGCCCUUUGGGGGUGAGUCACUGGGUCCCAGGGACUACCCCUUGCCCCAGUGCCCUGGUCCCCUCCAUCAUCAGGCCAAGCUUGACAGGCUGGCCUUCUCCCCGGCACUUUAUUUGCUGUUUUUGUUUGAUUCAUCGCAAGUACACGGGGACAUAUGUUCGUGGCAUUCUGUAAUGUUGUUUUAUGUUUCUCAAUGUUGAAUGGCCAAAUACCGUUUGUUUGUUUUCUUUUCCAUUCUGUCUUAGUUAGAACAAUAUUGGCUGAAGCUCCAUUAAUUAAUAAUAGCUGUGCCGCGCACGGGAGGCCCCGCUCAUUUCUUGCCCGGCCGCAGCCCUGAGCAUGCCGCCGAGCUUUGUCCAGCAGCUCCAGUGUGGGCCCCAGGCCUGCCCCCUCAUCCUUGCUCAAGUGCCGGGGUGCCCAGGGAGGGGGGCUGGGGACGGCCAGGCCGCCACCGCCAUCCCACUUCUGCCCCUAGGUGAGCGGGCAGGCAGGACACCCACCAUGGGCUGAGUCACCCUGUGCGCUCCGCAGGUCCACGGGGGUUGCGCCCGGGCUCCUCCUCGAGCCCAGGACUGUGACGAGCUGCAGACGCAGCAGUCUGAGGCCUGCUGUACUGCUGCUGUGCUUCGUGGGGUCUCAGGGCCCGGGAGGGGGACGGUCUGUCCUGCAGAGAGCGUGGUGGCUCUGGCCACAGGCUGCUGUGCAUGGGAGAGGGCUGCUCUCCACGGCCAGCCGAGCCGUAUCCUCACCCCAGGCCACAGCCUGCAGUCCGAGUCAGUGGUUUUCAGCCCCUGCAUGGCCCGCACAGCCUGCUGGUCCUGUAACGUGCCCAUGG